Penicillium concentricum is the source of this 1023-nucleotide messenger RNA. RefSeq lists its product as uncharacterized. The record is from RefSeq and is a predicted model, not a curated record. Lineage: Eukaryota; Fungi; Ascomycota; Eurotiomycetes; Eurotiales; Aspergillaceae. The annotation marks the transcript as partial. The transcript has 4 exons.
AUGCCAGCAAUUCCUUUUGUUGCCUCCUUACUAGAGCACGCUCUUGUGCAUCGUGCUACUGCAUCGCUCCCUAACAUGACAGCGACUGCAAGUUCCUCAUCUCUCGAGGUUGUUUGCGCCUGGCCGGUUUCCGGUCAAUAUGGCCCGGGGACCCGACUCCUAUACUAUGUCUUGAUUGCAGCCUGUGUGGCCAUUCGCAAAAUACAAUGGUUUAGGGAAGCUUGUGUGUCCGCUAUAUUACUUCUCCCUGCUGUCGCGGCUUUCCACGCGAUUGUGCUUGCUGCGCUUCAUGUCGACGGCGCUGUCGAUAUGGAUGUCUAUGGGGCAUUCCAGCUGUGCGCAGUUGGCAUCCUAACCUUUCCAGUGACCGUCAGGCUAUCCAGGGACUACUUCAACGACCUUGGCCGUCGGGUCGUCUUUCUAUGGAACGUCCUUCUCUUGGCUGGGCUAGUGAGCUUGACUGUGGAAUUUAUGCGCCUCAGUGUCACUACUUGCUCAAGUGACGAUCCGGCAAGCAUUUCCUGGGCCGCAAAAGGUGGUGUGUUUAGCUAUGGCUCCAACUGUAGCGUUGCUUGUACCCCAGAAAAUGGGCCUGUCUCACCAUUGCGACUAGAGGUAGCCGACAAUCUCUACGUGGUUCCAGUGCCUCAUGAGCUGUCAGCCAAUGCUAGUACACUCAUUGCGGCAGGAUGCUGUAUCCCUGCCAUCCGGUCGUUGGUAUCCACGUUGCUCCAAAUCUUGGACGAGAAGUUCUCGAAUGGAAAAAAUAAGCAGAAGCCAGAUGAACCCAUUCAGGGAACCAACGGGGCUACGAUCAGCCAUAUGACUGGAAUUAACCAGAAGACAAAAGCCUGGUUAGCUCUAGUCGAGAUACCGGUGUUUGCUGCAGCAGCGCUUGCAGUUAUCGUCAAAGGCGAGAUGAACUUUUGGAGUGCGCAAAUGAAGUACCAAACAGAGCCUAUGCAAAGCGUUGGUCAAUGGGCGCCAGUUGUUGGUACUGCACUCGCUAUAUUAGGAUCUGUU